CAGCAGCAGCAGCAGCAGCAGCAGCGGAUGCUGCAGCAGCGGCGCAGCAGCAGCAGGGGGAGCAGCAGCAGCAGGGGGAGCAGCAGCAGCAGGGGGAGCAGCAGCAGCAGGGGGAGAAGCAGCAGCAGGGGGAGAAGCAGCAGCAGCAGCAGGGGGAGAAGCAGCAGCAGCAGCAGGGAGAAGCAGCAGCAGGAGCGGGAGGGAACAGCAGCAGCGAGAAGCAGCAGCGAGAAGCAGCAGCAGCAGCAGCAGGGGCUCGGCUGCGCGGCUGA
Molecule: messenger RNA, 272 nt
Organism: Eimeria tenella
Lineage: Eukaryota; Apicomplexa; Conoidasida; Eucoccidiorida; Eimeriidae
Exons: 1
Source: RefSeq, a predicted model, not a curated record